Messenger RNA from Austrofundulus limnaeus, 3418 nucleotides. RefSeq names its product cyclin C (gene ccnc). The record is from RefSeq and is a predicted model, not a curated record. Gene Ontology annotation, molecular function: cyclin-dependent protein serine/threonine kinase regulator activity. Lineage: Eukaryota; Metazoa; Chordata; Actinopteri; Cyprinodontiformes; Rivulidae. Bases 127 to 978 code for a protein of 283 amino acids. Gene Ontology annotation, biological process: regulation of transcription by RNA polymerase II. The transcript has 12 exons.
AGUUGUCCGGAACGAUUUUGACGUUACUCCGUCUUUGCUAGCAGAUACUUUUCUGUUGUGUUCGUUUCUCUCUAGAUAAGAAAUUCACAUUAAAGUCUAUUUUUUUCCUUUCUAAACUGUUACCAUAUGGCGGGGAACUUCUGGCAAAGUUCACAUUAUCUGCAGUGGGUUCUGGAUAAACAAGACCUAAUGAAGGAACGCCAGAAGGACUUGAAGUUCCUUACAGAAGAUGAGUAUUGGAAGCUGCAGAUUUUUUUCGCCAAUGUGAUCCAGGCUUUGGGUGAGCACCUGAAGCUGAGACAGCAGGUCAUUGCUACAGCUACAGUCUACUUUAAACGCUUCUACGCCAGGUACUCUCUGAAAAGUAUAGAUCCAGUGCUCAUGGCUCCUACCUGUGUGUUUYUGGCUUCUAAAGUUGAGGAAUUUGGAGUUGUAUCAAAUACCAGACUGAUCUCUGCAGCAACCUCUGUUUUGAAAACAAGAUUCUCUCACGCCUUUUCAAAGGAAUUCCCUUACAGAAUGAAUCAUAUUUUAGAAUGUGAGUUCUACCUUUUAGAGUUGAUGGACUGCUGCCUGAUUGUGUACCACCCCUACAGACCCCUCYUGCAGUAUGUGCAGGACAUGGGACAGGAGGACAUGCUGCUGCCUCUGGCCUGGCGGAUCGUGAACGAUACUUACAGGACAGAUCUGUGUCUGCUCUACCCUCCCUUCAUGAUUGCCCUAGCCUGCCUGCAUGUUGCUUGUGUGGUGCAGCAGAAAGACGCCAGGCAGUGGUUUGCUGAGCUCUCRGUGGACAUGGACAAAAUCUUGGAGAUUAUCCGUGUGAUGCUGAAGCUUUACGAACAGUGGAAAAACUUUGAUGACAGGAAGGAGAUCGCUGCUAUCCUGAACAAGAUGCCAAAACCUAAACCACCUCCUAACAGUGAGAGUGAUCAGAGCUCCAAUGGGAACCAAAGCAACUCCUACAGCCAGUCUUAGCAAAACGUCUCCAUUCUCAUGAGAAUCCAUAAUGUUAUACACUUUGGGAGGGGGCUGAAUGUUUCAAACCCAUCACAACCUCUGCAGAGUCCGUUCACCGAAAGCUGAUCAAGAUGUCCUGACACGCCUAACAAACCCUCUCCGUCUUCACCCUCCCCUCCUCUGAUUGUGGAUUCUUGGGUUGGCAAAGUGAAGCCACGACAUCAGGCUGCGUCUCAGUCGGGCCAACGACUCGGACUUGAAUUUAAACUGACGAAACCCGACUGGAGAACAAAUGUGACGGUUCAUUAAAAGAYCCCCCGUCGUUAAUAGCAAUCCUGAAAUCCUUGAACCGCCCCUGGGGAGCGAGUCGUUUCGUACGKCGCUCCGUGGGAUUUUCAGAAAACUUGAUCACAAGUGCUGUGCGUGUGUGUCUGUGUGUAGUACACGUGUGUUUUCAUUCCUCAGGGAUUGCAGUAGUUCUCCCUCUACAUGAACGAUAUGGUUCUGAGCAGAUGAGUUGGAUUUAAUCAGAYGUGACUGGAGACUCCUGCCUUCUAAAGAGACAGUAGCUUAGGAUGAAAACAUCCUGAGAGAAGCUCCUUUUUGAAACAUGAGUUUACUGUUUGAAUCAUGUCAACAAAAGCUUUUCCACCCAUUCCCUCACCUGCUGUAAAUAGCCUUAUAAUUUCAUUGAUUUUAUCGUUUGUUUUUGCUUUAAGUAAAAAGGAUAAAAUAUUGUUUUAACUUUAUUUGUGUAGCAAAAAGGAUGUUUUAGAUCUUUGAAAGCUGGGUUCUGUUAAAAACAGUUGAUUUGACAUGUUGGGGAUAGCUCUGUGAACGACCUAAGUUUGGAAAAAAAAAGUUUAUUUAAGACUGACCUGAUGAGCUAGUUUGAACCAGACCAAGAACWAAUGUAUAUUUUUUAAACCUUUACGCUGUCAAUUUCUGCGUUCUCUGGUUAUUUAGUCAAAGAUGUGAAAUUCCUGCCAGACGUCAAAUAUGGGUCUCUGUAGUACGUAAAGGGGAGUCUCUUGUGAUUGGUCGUGUUAACUUCUCUUGUGGGGCARGUUAAAAGAUGAAUUAAUAGUAWUAGUAAAAUUAUUGUGAACAUGUAAGCAUAAUUUAUUGACUAGCAUCUUCCUGUCUCAAGUAAUGUCUAAAAUUAACGUUUACGUUAAAAUAAAUAUGUUAUUCCAGGAUGCUUUGGGUUGUUUUGACUGAACCAAAGRUUUUUGCACAUCCUUCCACAUGUACGGUGUCCAAAUUCUGUGCCGCAAGCACCUUCCUUUCUUUUUAAAUUAAUAUUUAUAUUUAAAAAUAUGGGUGUUUUCGGGCCAUUUAAACUGAGAAUUAUGUCCCACCAGCUGCCAUCAUUCUUUAAACCCCACCCAAAGUAGUCAGUCCGACCAAUCACGUCUUGGACAAACUCCUCCCACACAAAAAACUCCCACUUAGUAACUGCAGAGACCCUUUCUCUGAGAUUUGCCCCAGGCUGCAGUGCUACAGCUAGCCGUUGCCACUGCUGCUAUUAUGGCAGAAAAUGUAAAUAAUUUUGUUAGAAAUUAUUGUCAGCGGUGUGAAUGUUUAUAAAAUAGUGUUAUAAUUUGCACCUAAGGCUGCAUUCCUUUUUAGUCCCUACUCAAGCUAGCUGUUAGCACUUCAAUUUGAUUUGAGUUAAAUUAUGUUUCUCCAGUCUAAAAUUCUUCCAAGAGCUUUAUCUACAACAGGUAAGAUGYUAACUGUUCAGAAACCSACUUUGAAACCUCGGAAAAUGGUGGAAAAUCUUUUUGCUGAUUUUUUUUCCCGUUUUGAACAUUACUUUUUUUGUCCUAAAUAGAAUAAUGUUUUGUGGAACGCUUUUUUAUGUAGAAAUCUUGGUUUUUAAAUGGUAAAGGACUUUAUUUUGUUUAGUGCGUGCAUGUGUAAAUGCAAAUCAAAAUCAUUUUGUCUUUAUCUGCAACUUUUCCUUUAAUUGUAUCUGCUCUCAGCCAUCUGUGUAAAUCACCAAACAGUUGCAACACAUUUGUGCUCCUGCCUGCAGAUGUCUCUGUUGUAGUGAAGCGGGAGCAGUGUGUGAGCRUGACUGUUUGUCCUGACAAGGUGCUUGAAAGCCUUAGAAAAUAAAAGCUGCUGAUAAGAGAAAAGUCCUUAAUAACAGGACACUUAAGUGUGUUUUAAGGUGAUUAUUUUUUUCUCCCCUUGAAAAAUCCAUUCAAAGUAGCUAAUAAGAUGAUUUUGUUUAGGGUGAAAUGAACAGAUGUGACAGUGACCCCUUCAAUCAAGCAAAUCCUCUUUUGUUUGGUUUGGUUUUGUGUAGCCUUUUUUUUUUAAAUUUAUUUGUUUUUGCUGUUCAUGUGAAUUAAGAAAGAGGGCUUCAUGCUAAUUUACUACUUCAAACCCCUUCCUAACAUUGUCACUUGAAAUGUUGAGUUGGCUAAUAAAGUGUGUGCAAACGAAA